GCACACCUGUCACUCUCAGCCUCACACACACACAAAUCCACAAUCCAUGGUGUGCUCAGGGGAUAAAAUAAAACCCACCAUGCUCAUCAUUACUAUGUUGUCCUUCUCGUUUGGAGUAACAGCCGGCACAAUGUUUUCACCUUCACACUUCACUGGAGUAUAAAAGUGGCUGGUGAAUCAGAGUCAAGGAAAGUUCAUUAUAUAUUUAGUUACAGGCAGCAACCUGCCUUUUGUUCUCUUAGUGCUACGUAAUGUAUAGUUAGGUGGUUAUAACCUUGUACUCGUGUUUAUCGUAAGGUUUGUACUCAAAGAUGGAUACUGAAGUUGGCUGGGCAGCUAACCUGAUUGACCAGAAACUGCACCUAGAUGAAAACCAUAAUAAACGUAAAAAAGAUAUUGAUCAGAAACUGGAAAUCGUAAAGAUAUUCACAAAAGAGCUGGAAGGGGAAAAGUACAAACCAUCAAGAACACCAACAUUUCAGUUUACUCAGGUGGAUGACAAAGUGCGAAAAUCUUCAGUGGACCUGCGUAGGGAGAUCAUUGAUGUUGGCAGCAUCCAGAAUCUUAUAGAGCUGCGUAAAAAGAGGAAGAACAAAAACAAUACAGCAUCUUCUUCAACUGAUUCUGAACCUGAGCAGCAAGACGUUCCAGGACCAGUGGACAGUACUCAUUUCUUGUGGGCAGCUGUAGAAGGGAAGGUGAAAGUCAUUGAGAAGUUCCUUGAAGGUAAUGGAAAUCCAGAUACUUGUGAUGAGUUCAAAAGGACCGCUCUUCAUCGUGCCUCUCUUGAAGGACACACUGAGAUUGUACAAAAACUCUUAGACAAUGGAGCAGCUGUUAAUUUUCAAGACAGGUUGGACAGCACUGCGAUGCAUUGGACGUGUCGGGGAGGACAGCUGGAAGUUCUCAAAGUGUUGCAGAAGAGUGGUGCUGACCUUAACAUGAAGGAUAAACUGAUGAGCACUCCUCUGCAUGUGGCAACGAGGACUGGCCGCUUUGAUGUGGUAGAAUAUUUAAUUGCCAGUGGAGUGGACAUCAAUGCUAAAGACAGGGAAGGUGACAUGGCUCUUCAUGAUGCAGUUCGUCUGAAUCGCUACCGAAUUGUCAAGCUGCUCCUUCAACAUGGUGCUGAUGUGCAAGCCAAGAAUGCUGAAGGAAAAACUCCCAGUGAACUGGUAAAGGAGUGGCAGUUGGACAUGAAAGACAUUCUGGAGAAAGUUGUUCUGAGAACUGGCUGCACAUAUGACAAAGAAGACUUAAAGAUAUGAAGAAGCCUACCAAAGUCUAUAGAUCUCAUGGAAAGGGUGAGAUUUCUUGGAAUUCUUCAUCUUCAGAAGGAAAUGCUGCUUUCUGUUUAUCCUAGGUGGAAUUAUAAGAUUCCAAAACAAAUGAAACACAGUAAUUUAAUUAUAAUUUCAUCUCAUAUACUGUUUACUUGUACAUGCUUUUACAUUUCAUCUACUGCUGGGCUUUCAUUAAAAUGACUUAAUUAUCAGAAAAAAACAUCUCAAGUGCGUAUUUCUAUAAAUAGAAAUCCAACCUCAAAGACAAAAUGCAGCAAAUUGACUUAAUUUUGUUGCCAUCUGUUAUUUUCAUGGUAGUGGAGAGUGACUAGAAAAAGAUCAGACUGAACAGCUAGCAGACCUCACAUGAGCAUGGUUUGCCCUGUGUGUGACCCCCCGUGCAUAAGUUUCAAUACUUAAAAUUCAAAUGAUUGACUAUUCAACAUUAUGCACAAUACGUGGCUUCGCUAUUUAGAAUUCUUGUUCCCAGACAACCAAGGGUUACUGUCUUUGUGCUCAUAAAUGAAUUCCCGUCCCACAACUGACUCCCACCCACACCCACACACACCCACACACAUUUCCACUAAAUAAAUGAAAUUGCAGCUUUAAGUCCCUCUGUUGAGAAGCAUAGCAUUUAAAAACUGCUGCUCAUUGUAUAACAUAAUUGUUACUCAGGGUCUCAUAACCAAAAAAGUUCACAACACCAUCUUUAUACAGAUUAAAAUGAGGUUCAAAAUGACAUUUUCAUCAG
Molecule: messenger RNA, 2034 nt
Organism: Erpetoichthys calabaricus (reedfish)
Lineage: Eukaryota; Metazoa; Chordata; Cladistia; Polypteriformes; Polypteridae
Gene: ankrd2
Product: ankyrin repeat domain 2 (stretch responsive muscle)
Exons: 9
Coding region: 312-1268 (318 amino acids)
Biological process (GO): regulation of transcription by RNA polymerase II
Cellular component (GO): nucleus
Molecular function (GO): RNA polymerase II-specific DNA-binding transcription factor binding
Source: RefSeq, a predicted model, not a curated record